This is a messenger RNA of Trachemys scripta elegans, 2682 nucleotides long. It is a transcript of the gene MEIS1, whose product is annotated as Meis homeobox 1. Gene Ontology annotation, molecular function: DNA-binding transcription activator activity, RNA polymerase II-specific; RNA polymerase II cis-regulatory region sequence-specific DNA binding. Bases 732 to 2210 code for a protein of 492 amino acids. The record is from RefSeq and is a predicted model, not a curated record. NCBI's taxonomy places the organism in Eukaryota, Metazoa, Chordata, Testudines, Emydidae. The transcript has 12 exons. Gene Ontology annotation, biological process: positive regulation of transcription by RNA polymerase II; hemopoiesis; animal organ morphogenesis.
UACUUCCGGGUUCCAGCAUUCUGGUCCAAAUCCACCUCUCCGCCUGUGCAACACACACUUUACACACGCACGGGGGACUUGCAGCAGGCAGCAUCGAUCGUGGCUCCUUUAAGACAAACUCAGACAGACAUUUUUAACCCUCUUCCUCUAGCCUCUCCCGCUGCAAAGGGGGAAAGGGAACGCGCGAGCGAGAUCUGAUUAGGAAUUAGGACUGAUUCAAGAACAAGCCAGCGCUUAGACCUCCAUGCAUUUGAAUAUUAACAUUUGAGGUGUCCAGAGCACUGGAAGUACACACAGCGGAUCAUCAUCAUUCAUUCACCACCUUGACAACCUCGCCUUUGAUUGACAGCUGGAGUGGCAAAAAGCCAUGAGACUUGGUAGUUGGGUUUGAGGGGGACUUUUUUUUUUUUAAAAAAAAAAAAAAACUGAUUUGGGGAAAGGAUAUUUGCUUUCUCCCCGCUGCUGUCUUGGAAACGAAAGGGGGAGAGUGAGAGAGAGAAAGAAAGAGAAGGAGCGCGAGUCUCUCUCUUUUUUUUUAAUGCUGAAUUAUUGUAUCGUUUCUUUGAGAUCCAGUAAGCUGAAGAUUUUCCUCGAUUGCUCACAUUGCUGGCGACUCUAAGGGAUUUUUGCAUUUUGGGGGGUUUGGGGGAGAGUUUGCGUUUGUUUCUUUUCACACUGGCCUUAAAGAGGAUAUAUUAGAAGUUGAAGUAGGAAGGGAGCAAGCCAGGCCGAUGGCGCAAAGGUACGACGAUUUACCCCAUUACGGUGGGAUGGAUGGAGUAGGGAUCCCCACCACCAUGUAUGGGGAUCCUCACGCCGCCAGAUCCAUGCAGCCUGUUCACCAUCUGAAUCACGGUCCUCCGCUGCAUUCUCAUCAAUACCCGCACACUGCUCACACCAACGCCAUGCCUCCCAGUAUGGGCUCCUCUGUCAAUGACGCUUUAAAGAGAGAUAAAGAUGCCAUUUAUGGACACCCCCUGUUCCCUCUUUUAGCACUGAUUUUUGAGAAAUGUGAAUUAGCUACAUGCACUCCCCGGGAGCCCGGGGUAGCGGGAGGCGAUGUUUGCUCCUCAGAGUCUUUCAAUGAAGACAUAGCAGUGUUCGCCAAACAGAUCCGAGCAGAAAAACCCCUAUUUUCCUCUAAUCCUGAACUGGAUAACUUGAUGAUUCAAGCCAUACAAGUAUUAAGGUUUCAUCUAUUGGAAUUAGAGAAGGUACACGAAUUAUGUGACAAUUUCUGCCACCGGUAUAUUAGCUGUUUGAAAGGAAAAAUGCCAAUCGAUUUGGUGAUAGACGAUAGAGAAGGCGGAUCAAAAUCAGACAGUGAAGACAUAACAAGAUCAGCAAAUCUAACAGAUCAGCCUUCCUGGAACAGAGAUCAUGAUGACACAGCAUCCACGCGUUCUGGAGGAACACCAGGACCCUCCAGUGGGGGGCAUACAUCACAUAGUGGCGACAACAGCAGUGAACAAGGUGACGGCUUGGACAACAGUGUAGCUUCCCCCAGCACAGGUGAUGAUGAUGAUCCAGAUAAGGACAAAAAGCGACAUAAAAAGCGUGGCAUCUUUCCCAAAGUAGCCACAAAUAUCAUGAGGGCAUGGCUGUUCCAGCAUCUAACACACCCUUACCCUUCAGAAGAACAGAAAAAGCAGUUGGCACAAGACACAGGGCUCACUAUACUUCAGGUGAACAAUUGGUUUAUUAAUGCUAGAAGAAGAAUAGUUCAGCCCAUGAUAGACCAGUCCAAUCGAGCAGGCAAGUCCCCAAUAAUAACUGUAUUCAAGUCACGCAAGCGAAAACCAUCCUCAAGCCAUUCACCGGGAGGUCCAUUACCUGUUAGUCAAGGAACACCUUAUAACCCAGAUGGACAGCCAAUGGGAGGUUUUGUGAUGGAUGGUCAGCAACAUAUGGGAAUCAGAGCACCAGGGCUGCAAAAUAUGCCAGGGGAUUAUGUGUCUCGGGGUAGUCCAAUGGGUAUGAAUAUGGGACAGCCAAGUUAUACCCCACCCCAGAUGCCCCCACAUCCUGCUCAGCUGCGUCAUGGGCCCCCCAUGCAUACCUACAUUCCUGGACACCCUCACCACCCAGCAAUGAUGAUGCAUGGAGGACCACCCCACCCUGGAAUGCCAAUGUCAGCAUCUAGCCCCACAAUGCUUAAUACAGGAGACCCAGCAAUGAGUGGACAAGUGAUGGACAUUCAUGCUCAGUAGCUUAAGGGAAUAUGCAUUAUCUGCAACGAUGACAGACUUCAAAUAUUGUCUUUCUGCAAUGACUAUGGAGUUCCAUUCUUGGCAUCUUCUUUGGACCAAGGAACAAUCCUAUUCUUCCGAGGGACCCUGGAAAGCAGGAAACACCACCUGAAGUCAACUUCUGGGGACACGCUAAAUAACGAUCUAAGACAUGAAGAGAACAAAGAGUGAAAUAUUGUAAAAUGCUAUUAUACUGUUAUCCAUAUUACGUUGUUUCUUAUAGAUUUUUUUAAAAAAAUGUGAAAUUUUUCCACACUAUGUGUGUUGUUUCCAUAGCUCUUCACUUCCUCCAGAAGCCUCCUUAUGUUAAAAAGCCUUACAGUUAUCCUGCAAAUGACAGAAAGGGCUUAUUUGCAGGAUUUUUAGAGCAUUAAAAUAACUAUGUCAGGCAGAAGAAUCUUUCUUCUAUCCUAGGAUUUCAGCCAUGCCCACA